UAAUGUGUCUAUGAUUUCAUCGAGCAGCAGUUCAGCCCAUUUUUCACUCGUAAAAUCCUCAUGCCAUAGCUGCAACAACACUGCUUUCAAGAUUCAAUCUCAGAAAGCAUCAAUCUAUAGCUCCACCUCUCAUACACCUUCAUUAAAUGAAUAUUUCAAUUAUUCUCAAUGUGGUUCUUCUGCUUGCAAUUAUAUUGUUAUUGCUGCUUUACUACAACACAACCAGAAAGCUCAAUAAAAUAGUGAAGCUAGGGCAGAUUCCCACAGUCAAAGAAAAAGAGAGUGAUGAUGUGGAAAUCAGUGUUGACAAGAAGAUAGAAAUAGGAGAGGGGACAAAGAUGGUGACAGUGGAAGAGAGAAAGGAACUCGUGUUCUUUGAUGAUAAGGCAAAAUUUCAAAUGGGUGAACUUCUUAGAGCUUCUGCUGAGGCACUGGGUCACGGGAUCUUGGGAAAUAGUUAUAAGGCUAUGCUGAAUGAUGGAUCUACCAUUGUUGUAAAGAGGCUAAGGGACUUAAAACCACUCUCUAAGGAGGAAUUUGCAAAGAUAUUAAAUGCGAUUGCUGAGAUGAAGCACCCCAAUUUGUUGCCUUUGCUUGCUUACUACCAUUCCAGAGAUGAGAAGCUUAUGCUCUACACAUACGCAGAGAGGGGAAAUCUUUUCUCCCGGCUUCAUGAUGGUAGAGGUGGAAACCGAGUCCCAUUCAGUUGGAACUCAAGAUUGUCAGUUGCAAGAGGAGUGGCUCGAGCAUUGGUGUACCUGCACCUCAACAGCAAGUUCCACAACGUUGUCCCACACGGCAACUUGCGGUCUUCAAACGUAUUAUUCGAUGAAAACGAUGCAGUUCUUGUCUCUGACUUCGGUCUUGCAUCCUUGAUAGCACAACCAAUUGCAGCUCAGCACAUGGUUGUCUACAAAUCACCUGAAUACGGGUAUGCAAGAAGGGUGACAGUGCAAUCCGAUGUUUGGAGCUAUGGAUCACUUCUGAUAGAGCUUCUAACUGGGAAAGUGUCUGUGUGCUCAGCUCCACCAGGGACCAAUGGGGUGGAUCUAUGCAGUUGGGUUCACAGAGCUGUAAGGGAGGAAUGGACUGCUGAGAUAUUUGACAAAGAAAUUUGUGGCCAAAAGAGUGCACUUCCUGGGAUGCUGAGGUUGCUGCAGAUUGCAAUGCGUUGCAUUGAGAGGUUCCCUGAAAAGCGUCCUGAGAUGAAGGAGGUGAUGAGGGAAGUGGAGAAAAUACAGCAGGCACCCGAAGAUGAUGAUGAUGGAUCUGUGGAUAGGUCCCUAACUGAUGAUUCCCUUUCAACCAGCACUUCUAUCAUUGGAGAUGAAAGAUAGAUUAUGCAUGAGAGCUUGAAUUAUAUUGUUCCUUUUCUUUUAACAUUAAAGUAGUACAUUGAUCAUAAGUUACGCAUUUUUAUUGUGCAUCAUGUUUGUUCUCUUUCUCUCUCAAAAUAAACUCUUAAACUCACUUUUAAAGUUUUAUCUAUAUGUUAUUUACACGAGAAGAAUUUAUAUUUAUUUGGUCUAAUUCAAUCUUA
Messenger RNA from Glycine soja, 1540 nucleotides. Its product is annotated as probable inactive receptor kinase At2g26730. Bases 147 to 1337 code for a protein of 396 amino acids. Gene Ontology annotation, biological process: protein phosphorylation. Gene Ontology annotation, molecular function: ATP binding; protein kinase activity. The transcript is spliced from 2 exons. The record is from RefSeq and is a predicted model, not a curated record. Lineage: Eukaryota; Viridiplantae; Streptophyta; Magnoliopsida; Fabales; Fabaceae.